AGUGCAUAGUGUUUUCCUCCUGUCAUUCCAAAAAGGAAUAGCAACCUUGUCUAUUAGUUUAGAUAUAUAACAGGUGUCGGUAUAUAAAUAGCAUACACGAACAUUUAUAAUAAAUGAAUCUUUCUUAAUCCGUAAUUAUAUCAUGAAACGCGAAUUACGUGUAUGUAUGUUAAUUGCUGUAAUCGCCUACGCAAAAUAGAUAGCUAUUCGAUAUAAACGCGAUUUCUUAUAAGCUAUAAAGAUGGAGCAAAUAAAGGUUCCUAAGGUAGAAAAUGUAAGAAUGUUGGAUAAAUAUAGUAUCAAUCAUUCUAUUGGUACGCUUUAUCUAACAGUGACACAUCUUAUAUUUGUUGAGAGAAGUGGGAAGAAGAAAAUAUGGGUAUUAUAUACGCAUAUAUCUAAUAUAGAAAAACAACCAUUGACUACAAGAGGAUCGCCAUUGUAUAUUAAGUGUAAACAUUUCUUUAUUACCACAUUUGUUAUUCCAAAGGAACGUGAUUGCCAUGAGAUUUAUCUCACUUUAUUGAAAUUAUCUUGUCCAGCUAGUCUAGAAGAUUUAUAUUGCUUCAAUUAUCAAGGAAGUGAAGAUAUGUUACCUAAACAUGCAGGAUGGAAUUUUUUCAAUGUACAAAGUGAAUUUCAACGGCAAGGUGUCCCAAAUGAAGAAUGGUCACUUUCAUAUUUAAAUUCUAAUUAUGAACUUUGUGAUACUUAUCCAAGGUACUUAUAUGUUCCUAGUAAAAGCACUAAUAAUGUUCUAUUGGGUAGUGCAAAGUUUAGAAGCAGAGGAAGGUUACCAGUUUUAACUUACUUGCACUCAAACAAGGCUGCCAUUUGUCGUUGUAGUCAACCACUUUCAGGAUUUAGUGCAAGAUGUCCAGAGGAUGAAGAAAUGAUGUAUAAUAUAUUAUGUACAAAUCCUAAUUCAAGAUACAUGUAUGUAGUAGAUACAAGGCCACGAAUUAAUGCUUUUGCUAAUAGAGCUGCAGGAAAAGGAUACGAAAAUGAGAAUUUCUAUGACAAUAUUAAAUUUCAUUUCUUUGGGAUAGAAAACAUCCACGUGAUGAGGACAAGUUUAAAUAAGCUUAUGGACCUACAAAGAUCGACUUCCAUGAGUGCGUUUUUAAGUGGUCUAGAAAGCAGCGGUUGGUUGAAACAUAUUCGCUCCAUCUUGGAGACAGCUUGGUUUAUCGCACGGGCAGUUUCAAACGGUGUAAGCGUGGUUGUGCACUGCAGCGACGGAUGGGAUCGUACCGCGCAAGUGUGCUCUCUGGCUGCAUUAUUGCUAGAUCCAUUUUACAGAACUAUUCAAGGUUUUCAAGCUUUAAUAGAAAAAGACUGGCUAUCGUUUGGUCACAAAUUCAGCGACCGGUGUGGCUACGUCAGCAGUGACGGUAAAGAACUCGCUCCAGUAUUUACACAGUUCAUAGACGCAACGUACCAGUUGUUACGACAGUAUCCAUACAAAUUUCAAUUUAACGAAUAUUUCCUGCUGACGUUACACGAUCAUGUACAUAGUUGUCAACACGGCACGUUUAUCGGCAAUUCGGAGAAAGAAAGGCAGAUAUUAAGAUUAUCUGAACGUACGUAUUCGUUGUGGGGUUACUUCGCGAAUAACACGAAUGAGUAUAUAAACCCGAUCUACAGAUGCAGUCGUUAUAACAGCGACGACUCCACCGAUGUUCUUCAACCUAAAUUGGCACCCCAAUCUAUCGUUCUUUGGAGGGGCUUGUACUUCAGAUUCGAGAACGGUGUACACCCGAGAGAAUCGUGCGAAGACUUGCUUUUAUCAAUCUACGAUCACACCAGCUCCUUGGAAGAUCAUGUGAAGCUUCUAUUGAAGCAAGUCAAUUCUCUGGGGCAACUUCUAAAUAUAAAUAACACGCAAAAAAAAGGAAAGCAUAAGUUCGACAAUAAAUUCAUGGAGACUCUGCCGAAGACCAUAAUCGAGAAUACCGCGAACCACGAUGAAAAGAUGAAGGCGAAGUUAAAAAUGAAUCAAUUGGAGAAUGAAUUGAAGACGGUCGCUUUGGAUUGGAAGUCGUCGCGAAAUAUGGAAGAAUGCGGGUGCUCUACCACAUUUGAUGCUUUUAAUAAAAAGCAUCACUGUUGGUCCUGCGGCUGUGUGUUGUGCACGAGGUGUAUGGCGGUGCACACGAAAUUGCCCGGACAUUUGUCGCAACGUGCCGUGCCCACGUGCAAAUCAUGCCAUCAGAGCUCAGCGAUAAGCUCUGCUAGUCAAUGGCUGCGUUCAGCGGAAUGAGACGCUUCGCAGCCGAUCAAUGGGCGUUCAAAACAGUUCGAAUAUUCCGCUGAAUAUUCGUGAAUUGGCCACUUUGGUCAACGUGUCAUCAGGAAGAAACGUGGCGAUCACGAGUAGACAUUAUUACCGCGGAGAAAUUAGUGUCGUUGUUUGGUUAAAUCAACUCGCUGAGAGCGAUCGCGUCGUAAUUGCGUCCUGUUGAACGAAAAAUGUAUUUUAUCGUCGACGUGUAUCUACAGUCUAUAUUUACUCGCGCAAUGUCUUUUAUGUGAUUUAACAAGGAAGCGUAGCAUAUGUGAAGCAAUAUUACAUUUCGACUAUUUAGCUCCUUUAUUUUUGUCUCUUUGGAUUUUAUUUCACGAUCAAUCGAUACAAAUAACGUAGUACCUGAUUACAUUUAUAUGUACCUUAUAGAUGGACUUAUUCUUAA
Messenger RNA from Harpegnathos saltator (Jerdon's jumping ant), 2693 nucleotides. It is a transcript of the gene Mtmr6, whose product is annotated as Myotubularin related protein 6. The coding region runs from base 242 to 2263 and encodes 673 amino acids. The transcript has 13 exons. Lineage: Eukaryota; Metazoa; Arthropoda; Insecta; Hymenoptera; Formicidae. The record is from RefSeq and is a predicted model, not a curated record. Gene Ontology annotation, biological process: phosphatidylinositol dephosphorylation. Gene Ontology annotation, molecular function: phosphatidylinositol-3-phosphate phosphatase activity; phosphatidylinositol-3,5-bisphosphate phosphatase activity; metal ion binding. Gene Ontology annotation, cellular component: cytoplasm.